Messenger RNA from Onychostruthus taczanowskii (white-rumped snowfinch), 3939 nucleotides. RefSeq names its product glutamate ionotropic receptor NMDA type subunit 1 (gene GRIN1). Gene Ontology annotation, cellular component: plasma membrane; synapse; neuron projection. The record is from RefSeq and is a predicted model, not a curated record. NCBI's taxonomy places the organism in Eukaryota, Metazoa, Chordata, Aves, Passeriformes, Passeridae. Gene Ontology annotation, biological process: regulation of membrane potential; ionotropic glutamate receptor signaling pathway; chemical synaptic transmission. Gene Ontology annotation, molecular function: NMDA glutamate receptor activity. The coding region runs from base 73 to 2970 and encodes 965 amino acids. The transcript is spliced from 21 exons.
GGGGACAGCGGGACCCGCGCCUGCCAGCGCCGGGGGGCGCGGGGGGCCCGGCGGGCUCCGGGCCGCCCGUGGAUGAGCACCAUGCGGCUGCUGCUGCUCGCCCUCCUCUUCUCCUCGUCCUUCGCCCGCGCCGGCUGCGACCCUAAGAUCGUCAAUAUCGGCGCGGUGCUGAGCACCAAGAAGCACGAGCAGAUCUUCCGCGAGGCGGUGAACCAGGCCAACAAGCGGCACGGCACCUGGAAGCUCCAGCUCAACGCCACCUCCGUCACCCACAAGCCCAACGCCAUCCAGAUGGCCCUGUCCGUCUGCGAGGACCUCAUCUCCAGCCAGGUCUAUGCAAUAUUAGUUAGUCACCCUCCUGCUCCCAACGAUCACCUAACACCAACACCUGUAUCAUACACAGCUGGCUUCUACAGGAUCCCUGUCAUUGGUCUGACAACACGCAUGUCUAUAUAUUCUGAUAAGAGCAUCCACCUGUCCUUUUUGCGCACGGUCCCACCUUACUCUCACCAGGCCAACGUCUGGUUUGAGAUGAUGAGAGUCUUCAACUGGAACCACGUCAUUCUGAUAGUCAGCGACGACCACGAGGGUCGUGCUGCACAGAAGAAGCUGGAGACCCUCCUGGAGGAGAAAGAGUCCAAGGCUGAGAAAGUGCUUCAGUUUGACCCUGGGACCAAAAAUGUGACAGCGCUGCUGCUGGAGGCGAAGGAGCUGGAGGCCAGGGUCAUCAUCCUCUCUGCCAGCGAGGAUGACGCGGCCACGGUGUACAGAUCGGCAGCCAUGCUCAACAUGACGGGCUCGGGCUACGUGUGGCUGGUGGGGGAGCGGGAGAUCUCGGGCAAUGCCCUGCGCUACGCCCCGGACGGAGUGAUCGGUUUGCAGCUCAUCAACGGCAAGAACGAGUCAGCCCACAUCAGUGACGCUGUCGCCGUGGUGGCCCAGGCCGUGCACGACUUGUUUGAGAAGGAGAAUAUCACAGACCCACCGCGGGGCUGCGUGGGCAACACCAACAUCUGGAAGACAGGACCCCUUUUUAAGAGGGUGUUGAUGUCCUCCAAGUAUUCAGAGGGUGUCACCGGCCGGGUGGAGUUCAACGAGGACGGGGACAGGAAGUUUGCCAACUACAGCAUCAUGAACCUGCAGAACCGGAAACUGGUCCAGGUUGGGAUUUACAACGGCAGCAAUGUCCUGACCAACGACAGGAAGAUCAUCUGGCCAGGCGGGGAAACUGAGAAACCUCAAGGCUAUCAGAUGUCAACCAAGUUGAAGAUUGUGACCAUCCACCAAGAGCCCUUUGUGUAUGUGAAGCCCACUCAGGCAGAUGGGACGUGCAGGGAAGAAUUCACCAUCAAUGGAGAUCCUGUCAAAAAGGUCUUCUGCACUGGACCAAAUGAGACCAUCCCAGGCCGUCCCACCGUGGCUCUGUGCUGCUACGGCUUCUGCAUCGACCUGCUCAUCCGCCUGGCAGGCGUGAUGAACUUCACCUACGAGGUCCACCUGGUGGCUGAUGGUAAAUUUGGUACCCAAGAGCGGGUGAACAACAGCAACAAGAAGGAGUGGAACGGGAUGAUGGGGGAGCUGCUGAGCGGCCAGGCUGACAUGAUUGUGGCUCCCCUCACCAUCAACAACGAGCGGGCUCAGUACAUUGAGUUCUCCAAGCCCUUCAAGUACCAGGGCCUCACCAUCCUCGUGAAGAAGGAAAUCCCCCGCAGCACCCUGGACUCGUUCAUGCAGCCCUUCCAGAGCACACUCUGGCUGCUGGUGGGGCUGUCUGUGCAUGUGGUGGCAGUGAUGUUGUACCUCUUAGACCGAUUCAGCCCAUUUGGCCGGUUCAAAGUAAACAGUGAGGAGGAGGAGGAAGAUGCCCUGACUCUCUCCUCAGCCAUGUGGUUCUCCUGGGGGGUCCUGCUGAACUCUGGCAUUGGAGAAGGUGCUCCCCGGAGUUUCUCUGCCCGUAUCCUUGGCAUGGUGUGGGCUGGCUUUGCUAUGAUCAUUGUGGCUUCAUACACUGCCAACCUGGCAGCCUUCCUGGUGUUAGACCGACCUGAGGAGAGGAUCACAGGCAUUAACGACCCCCGGCUGCGCAACCCCUCGGAUAAAUUCAUCUACGCCACAGUGAAGCAGAGCUCUGUGGACAUCUACUUCCGACGGCAGGUGGAGCUGAGCACCAUGUACAGGCACAUGGAGAAGCACAACUACGAGAGCGCUGCCGAAGCCAUCCAGGCAGUGAGGGACAACAAGCUCCACGCCUUCAUCUGGGACUCGGCGGUGCUGGAGUUUGAGGCCUCCCAGAAGUGCGACCUGGUGACCACGGGGGAGCUCUUCUUCCGCUCCGGCUUCGGGAUCGGGAUGCGCAAGGACAGCCCCUGGAAGCAGAACGUCUCCCUGGCCAUCCUCAAGUCCCACGAGAACGGCUUCAUGGAGGAUUUGGACAAGACUUGGGUGAGGUAUCAAGAGUGUGAUUCCCGUAGCAAUGCCCCAGCAACACUCACCUUUGAAAAUAUGGCAGGUGUGUUUAUGCUGGUGGCUGGAGGUAUUGUUGCCGGGAUAUUUUUAAUAUUCAUAGAGAUAGCUUACAAAAGGCAUAAGGACGCGCGGAGGAAGCAGAUGCAGCUGGCGUUUGCGGCCGUUAAUGUGUGGAGGAAAAACCUGCAGGAUAGAAAAAGUGGUAGAGCAGAACCUGACCCUAAAAAGAAAGCCACUUUUAGGUCCAUCACCUCCACCCUGGCCUCCAGCUUCAAGAGACGUAGGUCCUCCAAGGAUACGCCCUGCAGAAUGGUCCCUCAGGAGUGCCAGAGAGACAGGCUGGCACCAUGGAGCCAAGACAGCCCUGGGAAGCUUCCACCCCACUCUGAACGUCCUAGCGCCCACCAUCACCCGAGCUGCACAGCCUCUCCGCGGCACAUCAUCCCCACCGCCCCAGGAGGAGAUGCAUGUGUUCCCCAUAGGCAGCUCCUGCAACUCGAGUAGCACUGGCAGAGCUGACGUGUCCAUCCAUCGCAGCCACCCACGAUACUGCAACCCCACAGACGCCAUGUGAGACGCAUAAACCACACAGACACCUCCGAGCCGGCACAUUGCGUACAGACACGAUCGAGGUGCACAGGUCCCUUAGCCCCCCGCAUCGCCAGCCCCGCAGAGCCACACUGCCAGCCCCAGCCCCAGUGACACACGGCCCACGGCACCGCCCCACGCUCAGCCCUGCGGCCCUGGGGACGGUGCCAGAGCUGGGCAACAACCGAGGGGCUUCCUGCAAAAGGUCACCUUUUCAGUGAAGGAUCAGCUGUCCCAAAGCCAAACGCUUCUUGGCUGAGAAAGAGCCUAGUUUUUGGCCCAAAAGAACCAAAAGUAGGUCAAAGACAACUUUUUUUUUUUUUUUUUUCCCUAAAGGGAACUUGAUAUUUUCUACAGCAAGAUCGCAUUUAGCUGGAAUCCUAAUUUUUAACGGAAAAAAACCCACAACAACAAACUAAAAUUCUUCCAGAAAAUCUUCCACCAGCCAGGGACUACCAUAUGAGCCCAGUUAGGUUGAAGUCAUUUUUAAAGACAUUAAGUUCUUGUCUAUAUUUUCUUCCUGGUUGUCAUUUAAAGUUUUUGGUGCCUUCACUUCACUUCCAUACCUUAACAUGUUUGAGUCUCUUCUACGGUUAAUAUUGAUUAAUUUCUUGGCUUUAUAAUGUUUGGUUUGGGGAUUAUUGCAUCAUCCCUGUAACAUAACUUACCUUAAAUUACUGAUAUGUGCUUCUAGCAUUAGUCCUACUUUAACACAGUUUUGAUAUGACCGUUUUCUUGCUUUUUAUUUUCUUUUCCUUUUUUAUUUUUAUUUUAAUUUUUAUUAUUAAAAAUUGCAUGCAUGAACUUUACACACAAAAAAAAGUAAAUGAGAAUGUUACCCUGUGAUAACUCUGUGAUUGGAGGAGAUAUGCUUUCAAAUCAAAA